Molecule: messenger RNA, 5098 nt
Organism: Lates calcarifer (barramundi perch)
Lineage: Eukaryota; Metazoa; Chordata; Actinopteri; Centropomidae
Product: macrophage mannose receptor 1
Exons: 33
Coding region: 107-4492 (1461 amino acids)
Molecular function (GO): signaling receptor activity
Source: RefSeq, a predicted model, not a curated record
ACGUCAGUAGUACUGAGAUUGACUUUCGACAAUCAUUCACGCAGCCCUUAAAUCCUCCACGAGAAAUGCACGGAUAAAGUCUUCUGCUGUAAGACAUUUCAUAGGAAUGCUAAUGAUGAGGAUAACUUGUACAGCUUUUGUGCUCCUUAUCCAAACACUCCAAUGUUUGGCUUCAGAUGAUUCACCAUUUAAACUAACCAACAGGGCCACUGGAUUUUGUCUGGUUAAAACAAAUAAUGACUGCAAUGAAAUACGCUGGACAACUAGUGACCGACUUCUGGUUCAACAUAAGAAUAAGUGCCUGGGAGUCCAGGGGAAAAGUGUGGGAAGUGAAAUAAACCUCUACGACUGUGACGAAAAGAGUGAACUCCAAAAGUGGGAAUGCAAGAAUGGAACGCUGCUCGCUCUCAAAGGCCAAGAGCUCUACAUGGAGCUCACUGCAGAUAACACAGCCGUUCUCUCCAAAACAACAGGACCCAAUAACCACCUCACAAUCUCAGGGACAUCCAGUGGUGCUUGCACAAGAACAUACAGAGAAAUUUAUACCAUUGGUGGAAAUGCAGCUGGAAUGCUCUGCAUGUUUCCCUUCAUGUACCAGGACCGGUGGUUCUCAAACUGCACAAUGUUUGACUUCUCAGAAUUCUGGUGUGCAGUUGAAACAAAAUAUGAAAAUGAACGCUGGGGGCUCUGCCCAACUUCUUCCAGACAAAGCUGGCAUACACACCCAACAACAGGAGCACAGUACCAGCUCAACACACAGGCAGCUCUGACUUGGGCACAGGCUGAAACCAGCUGCAAAGAGCAGGGUGCCUCACUGCUCAGUAUCAACGAUCCUAACGAGCAGGCUUAUAUCACAGUACUACUAGGGUCAGAGGGAACUAAGCUUUGGAGUGGGCUGAUCCUGGAUCAGGAACAUGGCUGGAAAUGGUCCAAUGGGAAGCCUUACCGUUAUAUGAAAUGGGAUUCAGGACACCCAAUUGCGAAUCCGGGACACAACUGUGCAAUUCUUGAUCCUGCUGUUCAGUACUCCUGGCAGAGUUCACCCUGCACCAAGACACUGGGCUACAUCUGCUACAGUAAAGGGGCUGAGGAAACUCCUACACCAGCUGCUGAGACAGGAUUUUGUUCAAGACCUUGGAUUCCCUACAAUGGCCACUGCUUCCACCUUAAUCGCACUCAGAAAACAUGGCCUGAUGCUCAGAGAGCCUGCCGCAUGGAAGGAGGGGACCUAGUCAGCAUCCGCAAUGUGGAGGACCAAAGCUUUGUCAUCUCUCAACUUGGAUAUGCAUCCAUUGAUGAGCUUUGGAUUGGACUGAAUGACAGGAAGACAGAGGGGCUGUUUGACUGGAUUGACCACUCUACUGUCAGCUUCACUAGCUGGGAUUUUGGAAAACCUGCUGUCGGCACUGAUUUAAAGGAUUGUGUUCUGAUGAGUGGACAGAAUGGGAACUGGGCUGACCGUGCGUGCGAGGAGAGACAUGGUUUCAUUUGUAUGAAGAUGAGUGCUUCAACACCCACAGGAGAUGAAGUGGAGCAGGACGUAGGAUGCAAAACUGGGUGGAGGAGACAUGGCUCAUACUGCUACUUCUUAGGGAUGGAGGCAAAAACUUUUGAUGACGCUAAGGAAGACUGCAAGAGUUCAAAUUCCUAUUUAGCUGAUGUUUCAUCUGGGGUGGAUAAUGCAUUCCUUGUCAGCCUGGUGGGCAUGAGACCAGAGAAAAACUUCUGGAUCGGGCUCUCAAACCAGAGAAACAUUGAUCAGUUUGUGUGGACCAACACAGACAUGGUGAGGUUUACUCACUGGAAUGCUGAAAUGCCAGGUCACAGACAGGGCUGUGUUGCAAUGAAAACUGGGAUUUUUGCUGGCCUCUGGGAUGUGUUGCCCUGCACCAAUACGGAGAAAUACAUUUGUAAGCUCCUGGCAGAGGGGGCGGUUUUAACCCCUGCCCCACCCACUAUUCACCCUCCAAAGUGUGCAGACGGCUGGAAUCAACUGGGAUCAAGAAAGGACUGCUAUAAGUUGUAUAAGGAGACAUAUUCAAACAAGAGGACCUGGUAUGAGGCCAGAGAUUACUGCAAGGCCAUCGGAGGAGACCUGCUCAGCAUCCACAACAGAGCAGAGCUUGAAAUGCUACCAGAUCGCUAUGAAUCAGUUUGGAUUGGACUUAGUGCCCCUGACCCAGUCACUGGUUAUGUAUGGAGCGAUGGAUCCCCAGUGCAAUUCCAACACUGGGAGGAAGAUGAGCCAAACAACAAAAAUAAUGUAGAAUCUUGCGCUGAAUUGAAACUGAGUAAGGUGAGAAGGAGUGGGUCUUGGAAUGAUGUGCACUGUGAGACAUACCAUGGAUGGCUGUGCCAGAUCCGUGCAGGAGUGACUCCAAAUCCACCUCCAGACCCUGUCACCCCCGACUAUAAUACGACAUCAGAUGGGUGGACAGAAUGGAAUGGAGAUCAGUAUUAUUUUAACAGAAUGUCGAUGGCCAUGGAAGAUGCUCGUGCCUACUGCAAACAGAAUCAUGGUGACUUGGUGACUAUCAACAGUGAAGCUGAAAGUGUCUUUUUAUGGAAACAUGUGUCUAAAAAUCGUGGUUCUUCUGGAUCUUACUGGAUAGGUCUGAUUGUAGAUCUUGAUGGAACAUAUGCGUGGAUGGAUGGUUCUCCAGUGGUGUUUCAAAGGUGGGAUGAAAAACAACCUGAUUUCCUCAACAAUGAUGAGAAUUGUGCUGUCAUGACUACCUCUAUGGGGUUCUGGCAUGAUUAUAAUUGUGGUUUGGAGCAUCAGUCCAUCUGCAAACGCAGUGGCUCACCACCUGUAAAUGCCACUGUAGCACCAACAGUUCCUCCAAAAGGUGGCUGUCCACAAAACUGGAAAAAAAUUAACUCAAAGUGUUACAGCAUCACUACUAGCCCAGAGGCGACAUGGGAAGGAGCGAGGACACAAUGCAAAACAAUGGGAGGAAAUCUAGCCUCAAUUCUCUCCAGACAUGUGCAGGUGUUUUUGUCGAUUGAAAUGGCCAAGGCUCCUACUACAAACCUGUGGAUUGGUUUGCAUAAUAAGCGUGGAUAUACAUUUCGUUGGACAGAUGGGAGACCAAUGCGAUACACCAACUGGGGGAAUGACAACCACCGUGCAGUGAUAUAUGACGGCCCUUGGAGACAUCACCAUAUGCACAGAAUGUCGUUUUACCAUGAUGACCUGGAUUACUAUCAUCCAAUGAUGCAUUCAAUAAGUGAGGUGAAAGAAUGCGCUGUGAUGAUUUCUGAUCCUAGAAUUGGCAUUGGGAAAUGGAUCUCAAAGUCCUGCAAUGACACCAAUGGAUAUAUCUGUCUUCGAAAUCUUGACACAUCUCUCCCAGACUCCCCUGAACCAACAGGUACUAGUGGAUAUGUCCAAAUAUUUAACGACUCAAUUAAGGCCGUUACUCAGCAAAUGACCUGGGAUGCAGCCCUGAAGCACUGUCAAAGUGAUGGUGCCAACCUGGCUAGCGUGCGAAACGAGUGGUCACAGAUCUAUAUUGAGCUGAUGGCUAUGCAUCUUAACUCUUCUGUGUGGAUUGGACUGAACAAAGAGCGGACUAAUGGAUAUUUCAGAUAUGUUGAUGGCUGGCGUAUGACCUUAUCAAACUGGGGUAGAAGGGAACCGAACACAUACCAAGACUGUGUGUAUGUGGAUAUGGAUGGAAAAUGGAGGACUGCUGGCUGCAGCCAGAACAUGUCCACUAUUUGUAUGAAGUCAACAGAAGUACCACCUACAGAUUCAACUGAUUUCCCCGGAUUUUGCCCUGAUGACCCACACAAACACACACAUAUGCCAUCCAGAUACUUCACCCAACGUAACACCUGGCUACCAUUUAGGGCCUACUGUUACCUCUUUCUCACAGAGAAGAUUGAGUGGCCAGAUGCAUCUGCUAGCUGUGUAAGACAUGGUGGGAAUCUUGUCAGCAUUGAAGACCCCUCUGAGCAAGAAUUUAUUCUAAGCAACCUGAAAAUAUAUCAAGACAGCCACACCUCUUUCUGGAUUGGCUUGUAUAAAACUCACCAAGGCCUGUGGCGGUGGUUGGAUAAAACAGUCAUGGACUACAGUAACUGGGAUAGAAGUGUACCUGAUGAAGACAAUUAUGGAACCAUUAAAGUGUCUGAUGGGAGAUGGAGGGGAGGCAGACAGUGGCAUGACAGAGGAUAUAUCUGCAAAACACCCAAAGUAACACCACCUGUGCCACCAACAACAGCAAGUCGGAAGGAGGAUCCUCAAACCCGUGGCCACAUAAUUUUGGCAGUAGUGCUGGUCAUUACUGCAAUUGCCAUGGGGAUAUUCGUCAUUGGUUUUCUCUUCAAGAAGUCUGGUCAUCGUCUAACUAUCCCUGAAAAGUUAACCACCUUUGACAACCCACUCUUCUUCAACAACGAGCGGUCGCAGCCUGACCUGGUGGAUACCAAUAAACUGGUAGCAAAUGCAGAGGAAGAGCACCCUGAGCCUAUUGUAACUGUGUAAAUACCAGCAGAGUGUUAAAGGUGUUCUCAACUGCAGGACCAGUAACUUUGUUUUCUGUUUUGAACUGAGAGACGUUUCAUUGCAGUUGGCAGUAACUGACUUUAAUGAACAAAAUGAUUUAAGCUCUAAGAUGCCUGUUAGGUCAUACCAAUCUCUAUUUGUGAUCAUUUGCAAGUAUGUUUAAUUACGUAUUUUAUGACAACUAAGAAUGUACUGAUGUACAUGAUACUAAAUACAGGGCGUCAUUUUAAUCCGUUCUUUAUUUUACUUUUAAGCUCUCUAUGUGCUGGGAAUGUGCUGUGGAUUUUUGCAUUUGCUACAGAUUUCUCACUGUGUAAAUCUGCUUAAAUGUCUAAUCAACUUUAAACAAAGCAAUGUCCUCUUACUGAACCAUAUUACAACUGAAGACAGACAGAUGAAGAUAUGUUGUGUGUCACUACUGCAUUUCAUCAUCCUUCAAGGUAUUUAAAUGAUAUUUUAUCUGUCUAGAAUGCCUCAUGACUCCCAAGAUAUGCCCUGCUGAAUAAAAUCAACUGAGCUAAAUGCUGUUGUAAAUAACAAACCAUGAAAAUCUGUAUUAAAUCUUAUAUUCAACUUGUCCCUAAA